This is a messenger RNA of Dictyostelium purpureum, 1260 nucleotides long. RefSeq lists its product as uncharacterized. Gene Ontology annotation, biological process: lipid metabolic process. The coding region runs from base 1 to 1260 and encodes 419 amino acids. Gene Ontology annotation, molecular function: phosphoric diester hydrolase activity. The record is from RefSeq and is a predicted model, not a curated record. The transcript has a single exon. Lineage: Eukaryota; Evosea; Eumycetozoa; Dictyosteliales; Dictyosteliaceae.
AUGACAAGAUUAGAAAUUCUUGAAAAUAAUAGCAAAAGAAAAUUAUCAAUUAUCGAAAAAAUUCAUCCAGAUAAAUUAGGAUGUGCACCAAGUACAACAUUUUUAACAAUCCAUUGGGAUAAUCAAGAUGGUCACCACAAUAAUGAUGAUUUUUUAAUAUUAAGUAAGGGAAAACCAAAUAGUCAUUCAAGCUUUUUAAGAAAUCAAUCAUUUUUUACAAAACAUUACGAAGAGAAGCAUGGAUAUGCUGUGACAGAUCACCAGUUUGACGAAAAUCAAGACUAUCAUGCUGGUUAUUGUUCAAAAAAUAAAGAAACAAAAUCUUACCAUUUGGAAGAGAGUUUUUCAUUCAAAGAGUAUUCACAAUGGAUGUCGAUUUAUUGGGAGCAAAUCAAACAUAAAAAAGUUAGAGAUUUGGUUUUACCAGGCUCUCAUGACGCUGCAACCUAUGGCAUUCAUUCAUCCUCAGAACGAUCACCAGACUAUAGAUCGCCUUGGUUUGCUCCAAAUGCAGUUAUCAGCAAAUGGUCGAAAACUCAGAGUGCAACUAUUUACAAACAAUUGGUAUUUGGAGUACGAUACUUUGAUUUAAGGGUCGCACCAACCUCAUCUGGCGAGUUAAAAGUUCAACACAACAUGUUCUCAGUCCCCAUUACAGAGGUUUUAGAUGACAUUGCUGCAUUCAUUAAAGAUAAAAGAGAAAUUAUCAUCCUCCAUUGGAAUCACUUUAAUUUUUUAACCGAUCAACAACAUAAACAACUACAAUCACUCAUCAAAACUAAAUUAGAUGGUAAAAUGGCCCCAAGAGAACUGGGUGUUGAUGUUACAGUCGAGCAAUUAGAACAAACUCCAAUUAUAAAUAUAUAUGACGAUAGAUUCAGCGUAGUAAAAGAAAACACAAUUCCAGACCAAAUCGCCGAGGAGAGUUGUUUUUGGUAUCAUCACUCCUUACGUUCCGCCUAUGACUUUGAUCAAUAUCACUCUUGCAAAUCGGUAAUAAACUUUUUAGAAAAAGAAUUAAAAGAAGAACAUUCAACUUUUUGGGUACUACAAUGUGUUUUAACUGCAGACAAUAGACUAUCCAAUUUUUAUCAAUUAGCUGUAGACUCGGUAUUUGAUUGGACUAUGAUGGAAAUGGAUUCAUUCUUAAAAUUAUUUGAAAAAAUAGAAAAAUUAAAUAUAAAAACAAAUAUUAUUAUGACGGAUUUUGUAACAUUUUAUCCAUUAACUAGAUUUUGUAUAAAUCAAAAUCUAAAAUAA